GGGGCUCACGUGAUCUGUUCCCAACGCCGCCAUUUUGGAGCUCCCGAUGAGGAAAGGAAAAGCGGGGGAAAAGAGGGAAAAGAGCCGGGAGAGAGGUGGGCGAGGACCCGGGCGAGGGCACGGCCAGGCUCCCGGCCGGCCAAAGGAGGCUCGCGGAAGCAGCAGCUGCCGCCCGACCGCAGAUAUGGAAGAAAGCAGCAGCAUCGCCAUGUUGGUGCCAGAUAUUGGGGAACAGGAAGCUAUAUUGACUGCUGAAACUGUCAUCAGUUCAUCAUUGGAAAUUGAUGAACAAAGAAAAGCUAAAACAGAUCCAUUAAUCCACGUUAUCCAAAAGUUAAGCAAGAUAGUAGAACACGAAAAGUCACAAAAAUGUCUUUUGAUUGGGAAAAAACGGUCACGUUCAAAUGCUGCAACACGCUCUCUUGAAAGUCAAGAAUCUUGUGAGAUCCCCGCUAAAGUAACCCAGUCACCUGCUGCUGCUCUUCAAAGGGCUGAGAUGUCACAAAUCCAUUUAACCCCUGAUUCUUUUGCCCAGAAUGAUGGGAAAGCUAUGUCUUACCAAUGUAGCCUUUGUAAGUUUCUGUCGUCGUCUUUUUCUGUAUUAAAAGAUCACGUCAGGCAGCAUGGUCAGCAGGAUGAAGUGUUGUUAAUGUGCUCCGAAUGCCAUAUCACAUCCAAAAGCCAAGAGGAACUUGAAGCCCACGUGGUAAACGACCACGAAAACGAUGCCAACGGUCACAGUCAACCCAAAGCCCAACAAUGUGGAAGCCCCACUGACUCCUUGUGUCCGAGAACCUCAGAAAGAAAUACCGAAACCAUUCCUGACAACGCAGUCAGUGUGGACAACCCACCACAGACUCACAUGGUCCAGACGGCAUCCGUGGCAGAAAUGGGCAGGAGGAAAUGGUAUGCCUAUGAGCAGUAUGGCAUGUAUCGAUGCUUGUUUUGUAGUUACACUUGUGGCCAGCAGAGAAUGUUGAAAACACAUGCUUGGAAACACGCUGGGGAGGUUGAUUGCUCCUACCCAAUCUUUGAAAAUGAAAGUGAGCCCCUGGGCCUGCUGGAUUCUUCGGUGGCUGCUGCAGCUGGCGGGGUCGACGCAGUCGUCAUUGCAAUCGGAGACAACGAACUGAGCAUCCACAACGGGCCAUCGGUGCAAGUGCAGAUUUGCAGCUCAGAGCCCUUAUCAUCUUCAUCUCCUUUAGAGCAGAAUGUGGAAGAGGGGGUUCACCUAAGUCAGUCAGUUACCCUCGAUGCCAACGAGGAAGAAGUGCUAGAGGUGGCUUCGGAUGCAGAGGAGAAUCUGGUGGCCGACAGCCUACUUUCCUCAGCACAGAAGAUCAUCAGCAGUAGCCCGAACAAAAAAGGCCACGUUAACGUGAUCGUGGAGCGGCUGCCAAGUGCCGAAGAAACUCUGUCACAGAAACAUUUCCUCAUGAACACCGAAAUUGAAGAGGGCAAAAACCUGAGCGCGACGGAAGCCAAGCUUGAAUGUGAAGGAAACGACGACGUCUAUCAUGCCGAGAAGUGUACCGUGGACAUCGGGGGGUUGAUCAUAGGCUGGAGCAACACAGAGAAGAAAGAUGGCGAGUUAAUAAAUAAAGGGCUGCCUACCGAUGAGAAUGCCCCACCAGGCCGGAGAAGGACAAAUUCCGAGUCUCUCAGGCUGCACUCGUUGGCUGCAGAAGCCCUGGUCACAAUGCCUAUAAGAGCCGUGGAGCUCACACGAGCCAACCUUGGGCACUACGGGAACAUCAACCUCCUAGAUCCAGACACCGGACAAAGGCAAGUAGACAGUACGUUGGCAGCAUAUUCUAAAAUGAUGUCCCCACUUAAAACCUCUUCAGAGGGGUUAACGAGCUUCAACCAAAGCAACCCUACCUUGGUGGCACUCCCGGAGGGUAGGCAGGAAUUGUCAGACGGGCAGGUAAAGACAGGCAUCAGCAUGUCCCUGCUCACCGUGAUUGAAAAAUUACGGGAAAGGACAGACCAAAACGCUUCCGAUGACGACAUUUUGAAAGAGUUGCAAGACAACGCCCAGUGCCAACCCAACAGCGACACGGGUUUGUCAGGAAGCAGCGUGGUGGAGUACAUCCCUAACGCCGACCGGCCCUACCGCUGCCGCCUGUGUCACUACACCAGCGGCAACAAGGGCUACAUCAAGCAGCACCUGCGAGUCCACCGGCAGAGACAGCCCUAUCAGUGUCCUAUCUGUGAGCACAUAGCGGACAACAGCAAAGACUUGGAGAGCCACAUGAUCAACCACUGUAAAGCACGAAUAUACCAGUGCAAGCAGUGUGAGGAGUCCUUCCAUUAUAAGAGUCAACUGAGGAACCAUGAGAGAGAGCAGCACAGUCUUCCAGAUACCUUGUCAAUAGCAACCUCUAAUGAGUCAAGAAUUUCCAGCGAUAUCCCUGAUGGAAAAUGUGCUCAGGAAGGGAAUAAGUCUUCGGUCCAGAAACAGUACAGAUGUGAUGUGUGUGAAUAUACAAGUACUACGUAUGUUGGUGUCAGAAACCAUAGACGAAUCCAUAACUCUGAUAAGCCUUACAGAUGUUCUUUGUGUGGGUAUGUGUGCAGCCAUCCUCCUUCUUUGAAGUCUCACAUGUGGAAGCAUGCCAGUGACCAAAAUUAUAACUACGAACAAGUAAACAAGGCUAUUAAUGAUGCGAUCUCACAAAGUGGCAGAGUUCGAGGGAAAUCCCCUGGAAAGACUCUGUUAAACAGCAGUGAAGAAAGAGCCAAUUCUCUUACUGGAAGUUCAGAAAAUUUGGUGUCAUCCUCCGAGCUGAUUUCUCAGGCUCCCAGUGAAGUCAUAGGUCCUAACGAGAGUGAGAAACUGAGCCCUACAAGUAAUACCUCAUACAGUUUAGAAAAAAACUCCAGUCUGGCCCCUCCUGGUAUGGAGUAUUGUGUUUUACUCUUCUGUUGCUGUAUUUGUGGUUUUGAAUCUACCAGCAAAGAAAAUCUCUUGGAUCAUAUGAAAGAGCAUGAGGGUGAAAUUGUAAACAUCAUCCUAAAUAAGGACCACAGCACAGCUGUAAACACAAAUUAGAUGGAGUAAUUACCCGAAGAGGAAAACGGUAGAAGAGGAAUCCUUUAAAUCAGUUUCACCUUUGCACUGUCCAGUAACUUACUAGAUACAGAGGAAGUGGUGUGAUUUUUGAGGACAUGACCAUGUGACUUUGGAACCAAAUUUGUAAUGUAAUAGAAGGAAUUCCAAAUGGAUAAGAGGUGAUAGUAUUUAAAUAUUUCGUGUGAGAGGAAGUGGGUUGAGGAGACAGCAAAGAUGUAACCUUUCUAAUAACCUUCUGUUACCUCUUCUUAGUUUGAGUAUAUUUAUUAUUAAAAGCUUAUUGUAGUAUAGAAAUGCAAGCAGAAGAGUUAAGAAAGGGCUUUUCAGGAACUAUUCUAAAACUUGUUAUGAAAGUGUCACAACCAUAAGCAGAGCUUAGUUUUCUUCAUUCUCAGUUGCGACGUGCAUGACAGGCCUCUUAUGAGGAGAGGAUUUUUCAGCAUCAGCAAAGAAAAGGUCUUUAGAGGGCUUUGAGAUGAUCAACCAAAAUCUUUCCCCAGGGUGAUAGGAAUAAAUCAUAUACACAAUCUGAGUUGUGUUACUUUAUUCUUUAAAAAGAGAGAAAGAGGAAUUCUCUCGAGGUCCAGCAGUGGCUUGGGUUGCUGCUGUGGCACAGGUUUGAUCCCUGGCCUGGGAACUUCUGCAUGUCACAGGCACAACCAAAAACAAAAAAAGAAAAGAAAGAGAAAGAAAAGAGUCCUCUAAAUCAAAAUCUAGAUUGUAAAUAGGCAUUUACAAUGUAAAUUCUUGUCUUAAAUUUACAGUGAAUGUCUUAUGGGCAAAGGAGGAAAGAGGUGAAUUCCCUCCAGCCUCCACCCAGAUCUCAAGGUUCAUAAGAAUGGUGGCUGGGUGAGCACUGUGCACUUCUCAGAGAUGCUUCCCAGCAUAUUUGAUGGAACACCCCAAUUUUCUCCAUUGCCUUCUAAUCCACUCUUCUAACCUAGACUAAGCUUGUUAUCUGAAAGAGUCUAUUAAAACAAUAAAGUAGGAAAUUUUGCAUUUGAAUAUCAGACCUUGGAAAUAACUUGAACUGUCAAAUAAAAAAUCAUUUGGGGGAAGAGAGAUGAAAUUCAGAAGCCCCUAGAAUAUAUACUGCCUUGAGAUGUUACUUCCUAGAGUUUAUUUCGUUAUACUUAGCAUGAGAAGUAUAACCAGAUGUGGCUGAAAUAUAGUAAAAAUUCAGAUUGUUUAUAAAACUUUGACACCAUUUGGCAAGUGUACAGGGUUUCUCCUAUCCAGGAAAUUGCAUUUUGUUGUGCAAUAAGAUACAUGGAAAACCAACUAGAAGUGCUCUUUGCGUUAAAACUCGCCAUCAAAUAGAUGAAAUCUCAUUAAUUACACACUUUGUAUUAUGCUGUUUUUCAGCGAGUGAAGAGAACAGGGUUUUUUGUUCUUGCUUUUAUAGCUCCGAUCAUUUAUGUAUGCAUCGUUUCGUUAAUGUCCAUCCUGCCUACAAGUCAAAAGGUGGCCGGUGCGCCAUACAGUGCGUGCGCCAUCUUCAUGGUGCUCUUUUUGAACUUGACUUCUGACACCUUUUAGAGCUGAGGCUGUGACUCUCACAAACUUAGAAAACAUGGGAAAACAGAACUUUUUGAAUAGGAUACUCUGCGGACACAUUUUAGGAAAGAAUUGUCUUCCCAAAGUCCAGGUAUGAAUUGAAUGAAUUAACAUUUUAAAGAUAGCAUUAGAAUCUAUUCAUGCGGGGCCAGGCACCUGGAAACACUGUCUGAUUUGUUUUUCUAAUCAAAAUGAGAUUAGAUUGAUUGUAAGUUUGCAGCUCUUUAAUUUAGGUAGUUUUAAUUUAUUUGUGAAAGUUAAUCGAUUUCUGGUAUGUGGUUUUAAAAGAUAAAAUGAAUUUAUAUAUAUUAAACUAUAAACCCCAAAUCCACAUGCAUUGGAUUUCUUGGUUUUCUUCUGGUUUCAGAAUUAAAGCAUGAUUAUUAUAUUUCAUUUCAAAUUCAAAUAAAAUAUCUUAAAUGGUUCCAUUAUCAACAUUAUAUUGUUGCCAUUCAGUCAGUUUUUUCAUUACUGUAGCUGUGACUCAGUGUUUCUUUAUAAAAAUUUAUUAUUCUGAAAAUUAACAACCUUAGAAGAAUUUGGCUUUAAUUUUAUGUAAUCAUUUGUAAAAUACUAAUAACCAAAAAGCAUUCCCAGAAUUUCAGCAGAGAAUUUUUUAAUUUCCUUAAACCACUUCCACUACCACUUGAUUGUUCCUUAAAUUUUCCAUUUGGAAUUAUGAAUUUAAAAUUUCCCCAACUCAUGGGAAAAAAUUAACCCAGAAGUUCAAAAGUCUUUUAAACACUUAUCUGACUCUAGCCUAGAAUAUUUUCAAAAGCUCUGUCCUGGCCUGCAGGAGGAACCCUAUACCAAGGGUGUUUGUCACCUUCCCAUUAUGGUUUUGCGGCAACCCUUAAGUUAACAAGGUCUCCCCCAGAAACAACUGAGUGAUCCGAAAAGUAAUAAUGAAAACUAAAUAUGCGAUUUUAAUUAUAGAAGAGAUAGGUAUUAACAUAGUCAACAGGAAUCCACUUUGUAGAAAUAACCUUUUACUGGUGACUAGAUCUUUUGCCAUACAAAGCUUAUAGUAUUUGUUUUCUGCUCUGAACACUUAAAAUUCUAAGAUUUGGUAGUGAAAACAGUUUUUAAAAACAAACUUCCUGGAUAAGGCAAAGGUGAGGAGGGGGAACGGGAUGCCUUCUGAUCAUUCUAAAUAACACUUUUCAGGGCACUAUCAUUUUCUCUCUUUCUCUAAUCACCUAGAUUAUGGUUGGUUUCCCCAGUGUUCUAACAGUACCAUGCCUAUAUUCGAGCUGACCUGUAGACUUCAAGUUCUGUGUCUAGCCAGUGCAGGGUAGCAACGCUGACUGAAGCCUUUGUUCUAGAUCUUUCACCUAUUUGAGGUAGCUGUUGGUGGCUUUGUUAUUAUUUUCUUUGUCUUUUCUCAACAAAGCAGAUGGUGGGCACCUGUGUUUACAUUGUAUCUUCCUGCAAUGUACUUGGCUUGAUGAAGACAAGCAGGCUCCUCUAUUGAGACUUAUUAUAUUUUUAGUUUUCAUGGACACUUAUUUAAUCUUUUUUUUUAUUGUACAGCAAGGUGCUCUAAGUAAUAUUCUAUAAAAUAUAUUUAAUAGAAAUUUGAGUUCGAUAUUCAUGGACAUGAAUACAUGUAUUUUUUUAAGAAAUAAGUAUUGUGUAACACUAUGGCAUUGCUUCUAUAGCCAAAGUCUAAAAAUUUCUGGAACACUGACAUGUAAAGACUACAGUUAAUUCUGACACUGUACCUUAUUAAAAUAGGAUGAUUUGCAUUUCGUAAAAUUAUCCUGCACAUCAAGCUGCAUGCCUUAAGCCUAAAACUCUAGGAUUGUGUUCAUGGUAGAACAGUUUAUCUGUUCAACACACAGUGAAGCAAGGUCUAUAGCGCUUCUUUAACUACCUUUGGAAAUACUGUACAAUGUUAGAAUAAUUUAUUUUGCUUUACAGGAGUUUGUCAUGUAUUGACUUUAAUAUUGUAUUUUGGUAAUAAAUUUUUUGUUAAAAAC
Molecule: messenger RNA, 6615 nt
Organism: Sus scrofa (pig)
Lineage: Eukaryota; Metazoa; Chordata; Mammalia; Artiodactyla; Suidae
Gene: ZNF507
Product: zinc finger protein 507
Biological process (GO): positive regulation of transcription by RNA polymerase II
Cellular component (GO): nucleus
Source: RefSeq, a predicted model, not a curated record